Molecule: messenger RNA, 5216 nt
Organism: Meriones unguiculatus (Mongolian gerbil)
Lineage: Eukaryota; Metazoa; Chordata; Mammalia; Rodentia; Muridae
Gene: Srebf2
Product: sterol regulatory element binding transcription factor 2
Exons: 19
Coding region: 436-3753 (1105 amino acids)
Biological process (GO): positive regulation of cholesterol storage; positive regulation of transcription by RNA polymerase II
Cellular component (GO): nucleus
Molecular function (GO): RNA polymerase II cis-regulatory region sequence-specific DNA binding; protein dimerization activity; DNA-binding transcription factor activity, RNA polymerase II-specific
Source: RefSeq, a predicted model, not a curated record
GGGGGCGUCGCGAGGGCCGCCUGAGGGGGAAGCGAGGCGGCCGCCUCCCUCGCGCGCCCGCGCGCGCUCCGCCGGGUCCCGUCCUCGUCGGCGCCCCGCGUCGCACCUGUCACUCCCCGCCUGGCCACUGGCGCGGCCUCGGGGUUUCCCGGACUGGGCUCCUGGGCUCCCCGCGCCCCGGCUCUUUUCCGGGAGUGACUGACAGCCGGGUCUCCGGGCGCUCUGGGAAACUUUGGGCAACAGCUGCAGAAGCAAGUUACUGAUGGGCAGAGACGGCAGAGUGCGGCGGCCUCGGCUGGAGCCCCGGGCGCUCCUGCUGCCGCACUGCACAGAGUGUUGAGCAGCAAGAAUGUUGAGUUGUGGCCCCUCGGGUGCAGACUAGGGAGCGGGUGGCCUUUGUUUCGGCGGCCUUAGCAGCGAAGCGGAAGAACUGAGAUGCUACAGUUCGUCAGCAAUCAAGUGGGAGAGUUCCCUGACUUGUUUUCAGAGCAGCUGUGUAGCUCCUUUCCUGGAGGUCGCGGCAGUGGCAGCGGCAGUGGUGGCAGCAGCGGCGGCAGCAGCAGUGGCCGAGGCAGCAGUGGCGGAGCCACAGACCCCGCAGUACAGCGGUCAUUCAGUCAGGUCCCAUUAUCUACCUUCUCUCCCUCAGCUGCCUCCCCUCAGGCUCCAGCCCUACAGGUCAAAGUCUCUCCUACCCCACCAAGGACAACCCCUGUUCUCCAGCCCCGACCUCAGCCCCAGCCCCAGCCUCCAGCUCAGCUGCAGCAGCAGACGGUAAUGAUCACCCCAACAUUCAGCACGGCUCCACAGACGAGGAUCAUCCAGCAGCCUUUGAUAUACCAGAAUGCAGCAACCAGCUUUCAAGUCCUGCAGCCUCAAGUGCAAAGCCUGGUGACGUCCUCCCAGGUGCAGCCGGUUACCAUCCAGCAGCAGGUGCAGACGGUACAGGCCCAGCGGGUGUUGACGCAAACGGCCAAUGGCACGCUGCAGACCCUCGCCCCGGCCACCGUGCAGACGGUCGCUGCCCCCCAGGUGCAGCAGGUCCCGGUCCUGGUUCAGCCUCAAAUCAUUAAGACAGAUUCCCUUGUUUUGACCACGCUGAAAACAGAUGGCAGCCCUGUUAUGGCUGCAGUCCAGAACCCGGCCCUCACCGCCCUCACCACCCCCAUCCAGACGGCCGCUCUUCAAGUACCAACCCUGGUGGGCAGCAACGGGACUAUUCUGACCACAAUGCCUGUAAUGAUGGGACAAGAGAAAGUUCCCAUUAAGCAAGUGCCUGGGGGCGUAAAGCAGCUCGAGCCCCCCAAAGAAGGAGAGAGGCGGACAACACACAAUAUCAUUGAAAAACGAUACCGGUCCUCUAUCAAUGACAAAAUCAUAGAGCUGAAGGACUUGGUCAUGGGAACAGAUGCCAAGAUGCACAAGUCUGGUGUCCUCAGGAAGGCCAUUGAUUACAUCAAAUACUUGCAGCAAGUCAAUCACAAGCUGCGUCAGGAGAACAUGGUGCUGAAGCUGGCAAAUCAAAAGAACAAGCUCCUGAAGGGCAUCGACUUAGGCAGUCUGGUGGACAAUGAUGUGGACUUGAAGAUUGAUGACUUUAAUCAGAAUGUCCUCCUGAUGUCUCCCCCGGCCUCUGACUCUGGGUCCCAAGCUGGCUUCUCCCCCUAUUCCAUUGACUCUGAGCCAGGAAGUCCUCUGCUAGAUGAUGCGAAGGUCAAAGAUGAACCAGAUUCUCCCCCUGUGGCACUGGGCAUGGUGGACCGGUCUCGAAUUCUCUUAUGUGUCCUCACCUUCUUGGGCCUCUCCUUUAACCCCUUGACUUCCUUGCUGCAAUGGGGAGGGGCCCACGACGCUGACCAGCACCCGUAUUCAGGCUCUGGCCGCAGUGUACUGUCACUGGAGUCAGGUCCUGGGGGCUGGUUUGACUGGAUGAUGCCAACUCUCCUUCUGUGGCUGGUAAAUGGGGUGAUCGUCUUGAGCGUCUUUGUGAAGCUGCUGGUCCACGGGGAGCCGGUGAUCCGCCCCCACUCACGCUCCUCAGUCACCUUCUGGAGACACCGGAAGCAGGCAGACCUCGACCUCGCCAAAGGCGAUUUUGCAGCAGCUGCUGCCAACCUCCAAACCUGCUUGUCAGUUUUGGGCCGGGCACUGCCCACCUCCCGCCUGGACUUGGCCUGCAGCCUCUCCUGGAAUGUGAUCCGCUACAGCCUGCAGAAGCUGAGCCUGGUACGCUGGCUACUCAAAAAAGUCUUCCAGCGCUGGCGGGCCACCCCCGCCACUGCCGCCGGCUUUGAGGACGAAGCUAAGAGCAGUGCGAGGGAUGCGGCCCUGGCCUACCACAGGCUGCACCAGCUGCACAUCACAGGGAAGCUUCCCGCAGGGUCUGCCUGUUCAGACGUGCACAUGGCUCUGUGUGCUGUGAACCUCGCUGAGUGCGCCGAGGAGAAGAUCCCGCCCAGCACGCUUAUUGAGAUCCACCUGACGGCCGCCAUGGGGCUCAAGACCCGGUGUGGAGGCAAGCUGGGCUUCCUGGCCAGCUACUUCCUUAACCGUGCUCAGAGUCUGUGUGGCCCAGAGCAUAGCACUGUCCCCGACUCCCUGCGCUGGCUCUGCCACCCCUUGGGCCAGAAGUUUUUCAUGGAGCGAAGUUGGUCAAUCAAGUCAGCGGCCAAGGAGAGCCUGUACUGUGCCCAGAGGAACCCAGCGGACCCCAUUGCCCAGGUACACCAGGCUUUCUGCAAAAGCCUUCUGGAAAGAGCUGUGGAAUCUUUGGUGAAACCUCAGGCUAAGAAGAAAGCAGGUGACCAGGAAGAAGAGAGCUGUGAAUUUUCCAGUGCUCUGGAGUAUUUGAAAUUACUUCAUUCUUUUGUGGACUCUGUAGGAUUUGUGACCCCACCCUUCUCCAGCAAUUCUGUGCUCAAGUCAGCCCUGGGCCCGGAUAUUAUCUGUCGGUGGUGGACAUCCGCAAUCACCAUGGCUAUCAGCUGGCUCCAGGGAGAUGAUGCAGCUGUGCGCUCUCAUUUUACUGAAGUAGAAUGGGUCCCCAAGGCCCUGGAAGUGACUGAGAGUCCCUUGGUGAAGGCCGUCUUCUACACCUGUAGAGCCAUGCACGCCUCGCUCUCUGGAAAAGCAGAUGGGCAGCAGAAUUCCUUCUGCCAUUGUGAGAGGGCCAGUGGUCACCUAUGGAGCAGCCUCAAUGUCAGCGGAGCUACUUCUGAUCCUUCACUUAACCAUGUGGUCCAGCUGCUUACCUGUGACCUCCUACUGUCACUGAGGACUACGCUCUGGCAGAAGCAGGCGGGGGCCAGCCAGGCCCUCGGGGAGACCUAUCAUGCAUCAGGCACUGAGCUGGCCGGCUUCCAGCGGGACCUGGGCAGCCUGCGCAGGCUGGCCCAUAGCUUCCGCCCGGCAUACCGCAAGGUGUUUCUGCAUGAAGCCACUGUGCGCUUGAUGGCAGGAGCCAGCCCCACCCGGACACACCAGCUGCUGGAGCAUAGCCUGCGGAGGCGCACCACUCAGAACGCCAAGCAUGGAGAGGUAGACACCUGGCCCGGCCAACGAGAGCGAGCUACUGCCAUCCUGCUGGCCUGCCGCCAUCUUCCCCUCUCUUUCCUGUCUUCCCCGGGCCAGCGGGCAGUGCUGCUGGCUGAAGCCGCCCGCACCCUGGAGAAGGUGGGUGACCGCCGUUCCUGCAAUGACUGCCAGCAGAUGAUUGUCAAGCUGGGUGGCGGCACUGCCAUCGCUGCCUCCUGACCACGUCUGGGGCUUGGUCCACCUCUCUCCACCUUCAUCUCUUUCUCCCAGGAUCUUCCCUCUGUCUCCCAGACUGUCUCCCCAUCUGUUUUUCUCCCUCCUCCAAGAGCUGUGAGGAUAAAGGCAAGACUGAUUUUCUGAGCUGUUACCUGCCAAGGCUUUUGGAUCAUUUUAGGCCAGUAGGACCAUGGGCAGAGCUCCUUAAAACUGUUGUGGUAAAUCCAUGGUCUAAGCCCAGGUGGGCUGAGAAGAAAGAUGGCCUGAGCAGGAACAGGGCGAUCUCCUCACUUGAAAGCAACCUAGGGUGCUGCCAAGCCCCUUCUCCAGCCCCCUACAGACUGUCUCCCUUUCUGCCUCUUUGGUUUUUUUGUUUCCGUUUUUGCUUUUUCAGCCGGCUUUCUCUGGGAACUAGGUCUCUGUGCACCAGAGAACAUUUUGCAUUCUGGCCUUGUCCGACAUCCCCCUUUUUAUACAAAUGUUUUUAUAUGUGUGUGCUUGGGCCUGCCGUGAAGCAGGGCAAAGUUGCUGUGGCAUCUUUCUUUCUCUGCCUGGGCCUGCAUUCGCUCCCCUGGGCCUGACUAAGGCUGUUCAUUGUCUUCUCAUCAUUACAGGGACAGCCAGGGACGGAAGGGAGCCCAGCCCUGGGGAGGUGGGUGGGAGGCAGGGGCAGGCCUAGGGAGGGAUAAAAUAAUGUUGGCAUUGUUUUUUAAUUUUUUAAAAAAUAAACGGUAUCUUAUUUAAUUGUCCUGUUCCUUCCCACUUCUCCACCCCAAGAUGGCAGCCUGAGCUCAGGGUGGGCCCAAGGGGCUGGCCAGGAUGAAGCCACCAUUGGGCCUAAGGUCCAGGGGUCUUCAGCAUGAUUUAUUUGUUCCUUCCUACCCUCACCCUAACUCCUACCUCCCAGCUAGGAUAUUUUUAUCCCUAAUUCCUGUCUGUGAAGAAGCCAGGGUGGCAGUCACUGGUCCCAAAGCUUCCCCAGCAACGAGCCUCUCUUUUCAGGGUCGGUGGCAGGAGUCAGGCCUCCUGCCUUGAGAUGGGCAGGGUGGGGGGGUCCUAGGAAGAAGAGCGGCCCUGCUUCUGUGGACUGCUUGGCUCAGGGCUUCCUGAGAGACUUGAGAGGAGUCCUCCCUCCUGUGCUCCUCAUCCCCUUCAAGCUGGUCGAAGCACAGAGUAGGUGGAGGCGGGCCCUUCCUAUGCUUGGACCCCACCUAUUCUAUCUUCCACCUCUCCCCCGCUAUCACUGUAAUUUAUGGCCCCUGCCGAAGGGGCCGCCCAGCCCUUGUGUCUUGUGUAUAUACUGUGCCUUUUCUUCUUGUUGAGGGGUGGGAGGGUGUUUUUUGUUUUUUGUUUUUUGUUUUUUUUUUUCACUGAACAGGGGAUACACCUAUGUCUUCCUUGAUGUUGAAACAUUCACCAUGUGCUGGACAUAGGUUAUUCAAUAAACACAGAUUGGUACCACCUAA